AACCAACAUUACACAUUUUUGCAUACAUAACCUCUCGCGUCAACUCGACGCCCAUCAUCAGCCACCAUCGCCAUUUAAUGAGCCCACAGUUGUUCGUUAUUUAUUUAUCCGGAAGCUGACGAGGACGGAAGCUGACAACGGCUACACAAGGAAGCACUCCGAUGUCGGUGUCUUUCAGUUUGUUAUCAUCAGUCGUACUCGGUCCGGUUGACGCGCUGCACAUACUUCCCAGAUAUCGGUUAGGAUCUGGUAGCUCGAUCUCGGAACAAGCUACAGCACCAAAAGAUAACUUUCCGGUGUCGUCUAGCAAGUGGCCUUUUUGUCGGAGAAAAGGUCUGAAACUUUGUGUUGGAAUUUUCUCCUUCCAUUAAUGUGUGCUGUCCCAUAUUGUGGAGUGAUUUCACCCAAAGGUUCCAGAUUAUUGUGUCGUCUCUAGGCCAUAGACCGGACCCACUUGGCUGGGUGGUGAAUUGUGUCUGAGUACGUGUAAAGAACGCACUGAACCGUUGCUGAAUGCCGAGGAUUAAGUUUCGUGUUGAGUUGAUUCUCCCCAAAGUGAUUUGGUGCGGUAUGAAGAUUUGAAUGAGACCCAAGUGUUGUGUCCCCGCAGUUAGUUGAGGGACCAAUAUCAUUAUUAUACGGCCACAUAUUCCACAAGCCCUGGUUCUCUUCAAAGCAAAAGCCCAUCAGCCGGAACCCAGUGUGGCUUUCGAUUUAACUGGCUUCCUAUGCUAAUUUACGGUCCUUCAAGCAAGGCCACGUGAUAUCUCACAAAACCCAAGAGGUUCAGCGACUCAUAUUCUCGUCUCGCAUAGGGUAAUGAUUCCAUUUGGCAUCGACCGAACCUGUAGUGCUUUAAUGUUGAGUGCUGUUGGGAGUAGCAGAUUAUUGGGCACCAUAACCAUCAUCAUCAUUUACUAGCUGCAUUCCGUCCCCGGAUGUGUUGCUGUGAAGUGCACUUGUCCCUUUUCGGUCCACAGAAUUUGCCAUUCCUGGAAAUACCGGCGUAACAUAUCCAACAUAGCCUCUGUGAUACUACUAACAACAAACGAAAAUCCCUCGAACGAAGAGAUUUUGGGAAUAUUCGGCAAGUGCAGCGUGACGACCUGUGAGUGAGGAUAUCCGGCUAAAGGCGUGAUGACGAAUCGUUCCCCUAAAUUGAAUUGAUUAAGUGAUUGUGGUGGACUACUUUCUGGCUCGUAUGUGUAUUUGGGAAAUGGGAAAUUUGGCUUGCCGAAAGUGAACCUUGUUGAGUUUUCCAAUUAUUCGGAUACAUAUUUUCUUUCGUGAUUACUGCGAAGCAGAACGGAUUGAUUGGAUUACACUCUCUUGGCUGGAUUCAGGAAAAACUUUUCAGAGCUCUGACAAAAGCGAAGAAGUUUCCACCCAUCCAGCGACCCAAAAAGUGGUUCAAAGUUGACCCUCAUCACAAGCUGCUGGAUCCCGUCCGGGAAGAGGAUUCCACCGAAAGGAAAUCCCAGCAAGACGGGAGAAGCGAAAAUAGUUUUGCCUUAAUUAAGCAAACAGUCCGGCCAAAUAAAGUGGCUUCAUUAUCGGAAAGUUGCGUCUGGUCCAGUAAAUUAGCAAUGAUUCACCACCAGCCAGCCAAAUACCAUACGAAUCCUUUGACACAUUUUCUCAACUUACACAACUCGCAUGCCACGGCGGCGGCAGCAGCAGCAGCAGCAGCCGCCGCAGCCGCCGCCGCCAUGGAUCAUCGUCAACAGAACCACCACCACCACAUUCACAAUCAGCAGGAACAUCAGCAUCUCGCUCAGAAAUUUGCUGGAGAACGCUUGAAUGCACUGAACAACAACAACAAUAACAGCAUCAGUUCCAAAAACGGCGAUGACGAUUGCGAGAAUAACCAGGACCUUAUAGACAGAAGUAGUUUAGACAUCGAGAAUACCGAUACGAAUCAGUCGAGCGAUGCCGAGGACAACAAUAUCGACAUCGUUGAUGAUGGUGAAGAGGAGGAGGAUUGCGAGGAAGAUCUGUCAAGAAGUAGCGCCCAUACGCCUAGCACCACUCCGUUGGAUGCUGAUGGCAUUGGGAAAUCCUUCACGAUAGCUGCCAUCUUAGGACUCAAGAAGAAGCACGAAGACGAGGGACACAACUUCAGCGAUGUAAUGAAUCUGUCACUGAAUAAUCACAGCGGAAGUAGCUCUGCCUUCCAUCAACGCACUUCCGGGAGGGAUUCCGAUGUCAAAACUAUCUCACCAGGCCUUGAUAGCAACGCAAAUAAUCACAUAUCACCGAGCCAGGUGGUGCCAACGAAUCCGGCGGCCUCGAGCAACGGCCUAGUGGCUUUGCAAUCGUUACACCAUUUGCAUGCUAAUGCCGUCGGUUUCUCGGCGGCCCACCAAUUUAAUCAGCACCAUCACCACAUACCAUCGGCCGUUGUUCCGAAUCACUCUCCGCAUCACCAUCAUCUACACAACCCACAAGGAUUACCCCCCCUGGGAGGAGCACAUUUACCCGGAAGCGGAGGUGGUGGAGGCGGGGGAGGGGGAGGAGCUACAGGAGCACAACCGAACGCUGCCCAUCCCCUCCACAAUCCCAACCACCAUCACCAUCAGCAUCAUCAUCAUCACCACCACCAUCAUCAGCAGCUGCAAGCAAUGGCUGCGGCAGCACAUCAUCACGCGCAGAAUCACCAUCGGGACAAGUUCAAAGAUCUCUCCAAGAAAUCAUCGCUUUCAUCAUCGGCAGCUCUCAAAAGCAAAAGAGUCCGAACUAUUUUCACACCUGAACAACUAGAACGACUGGAAGCCGAAUUCGAACGCCAGCAGUAUAUGGUCGGCCCGGAGCGCCUAUAUUUGGCCCAUACCCUGCAGCUCACUGAAGCACAGGUCAAAGUAUGGUUCCAAAACCGACGGAUAAAAUGGCGCAAGCAUCAUCUGGAAAUCACCCAACAAAGGUUAGCCCUGAUCCGGCAACGCCAGAUUGCCAGCGGCGUUGUUCCAUCACAAAUGGGGGCUGGGUUGAAUGUCGGUGAGCAAGUGUCCCAUUCUCCUGCGCCAGCCAAUCAACAACAACAGCAACAUCAGCUAACCACCAAUAGCAGCGGACGGUUGACUUACGGUGGAGGAGCGGAAUCUCCAGAAUUGACCAUUUGUACCGAUUCUCUUGAUGCUCGAAGUGUGAGCGAAAGUGAUGACUAGAAGCACUCCUGGUUUGGUGCACUCAAUACAGGGAUAUUUAUAAAUGUUUGUUUUAAGUUUCAAUAAAAUGUACUUAUUUAUGUAAAUAAUUGAAAUUCAAUUGAUUUUUUAUAAUUUUUCAUACUGAAUCUCAGUUUCAGCUAGAAGCUUGAAACAACCUUCACACUUUCCCUUUCUUACUGUCAAUACAAUUUCUAAAAUCCUUGCCUCUCAAUAAUUUUACUCUUAAUUUGUCAAUGGCAUAUCAUUACUUUAAUUUUUAUAAUGUUUAAAAUGUGAAAACAAUAUUGUAAUACAAAAUAAAACAUUGUGUAGACGGUAGAAAAAAUGUGAAUAAAAUG
Messenger RNA from Uranotaenia lowii, 3505 nucleotides. RefSeq names its product homeobox protein goosecoid-like. Gene Ontology annotation, biological process: regulation of DNA-templated transcription; neuron differentiation; central nervous system development. Gene Ontology annotation, molecular function: DNA binding; DNA-binding transcription factor activity, RNA polymerase II-specific. The transcript is spliced from 4 exons. The coding region runs from base 1587 to 3164 and encodes 525 amino acids. Lineage: Eukaryota; Metazoa; Arthropoda; Insecta; Diptera; Culicidae. The record is from RefSeq and is a predicted model, not a curated record.